UGAAUUUGGAAUCUUUGUCUGCUGUCAAAUAUUGUCACGCGCGUUGUUCUUUUGUGCUAUCUGCGACUUCUUCAAGAUCUUCUGAUAUUAUUUACUGUUAGUGCAACUUAUGGUGUUUAAUUGAUAGUGUUUCUAAUUUUGUGGCAUCAAGGAACUAGAUAUAAGCGUCCAAAUGAGCACCAUGAGCGAUGACGACCGUGAUAUUGACAUCGAAAGUGAUGCAGAGAAUGAUUCGGAUUCUCGCACACACGCCAGGAAUAGUCUCGGCGGCAGCGGUUACUACUCACAGGCUGAGAAAAGAGCACAUCACAAUGCUCUGGAAAGGAAGCGGAGAGAUCACAUAAAGGAUAGUUUUACUUCACUGAGGGACUCAGUGCCCGCAUUACAAGGAGAAAAAGUGCUGUCAUUCCAGGCUAGUCGAGCGCAGAUUCUGAAGAAGGCAGCAGAAUACAUACAGUUUAUGAGGCGGAAAAACAAUUCGCAUCAGCAAGACAUUGAAGACCUGAAGAGGCAGAACAGUUUCCUUGAACAACAGAUCCGGGCUUUAGAAAAAGCACGAGCAACGGGCAACUUCAUGGACGCUCAUGAGCUCGGGCUCGGUAUCAAGUCCGAAGGCAGCUCACAUGACACCGACAGCUCAGACGGAGAAGGCACUACCCGGCGGGUCAAGAAACUUAAGAUCAACGGUGUCAAUAUGAAAAUAACUUUAAAACAUUUGAAGGAAUGAAUGUAAACUACCAUUGCAUAAUUAAGUUCUUUCAAAGAUUCUUAACUUUAAGGGCGCCAUAUUGGUAUUAAAACAAGAUAGUUACAUAAAACAGAUUAUAGUCUUUGUACCAUUUUUGAGGCGAAUAAAUUAUUAAUAUUGUAAAGACAUUUAUAAGAUUUCACUUUCAGUUUGUUUAUCACACACAUCUCUCGUUUAUUGUGGCAUUAAUAGCUUGCAAACUUUCAGUAUCAGAUGUACAGCGUUGUCGUGGUUCAGUCUUAGUAGACCAUUGAAUGUUGAAAGAAUUAAAAAGUGGUGUACAUCAAUAAUAAGUAGUAAAAUAAAUUUAAAUAAUUUAGCAAACCUUUAAACAUCUGCUUUUGUCAUGAAUAGUCAUGAUUGAUGUAUACCAUUUCUUACAUAGGUAUUAUAUUAGAAUUUACCAUACAUUGUAGUUUUUUUCUACACAUUUAAGUUUUCUGUUUAUUAGUUACUUGAAGAUAAAUAAAUAAUUUGGUUAUGUUUGCAAAAAUUAUGAUGUGUAAAUAUUGAUUAGAGUUUACUAUGUAUGAAUCAUUUUACUGUUCUUUCUUAUGUAAGUUUUAAUAAUAAUUAGGGGUUUAAUUUUAAUAAGUAAAUUGAUCUUUGGAUGAAUAUUCUUAUCAAUCAAUUUAAGGUCGAAGUAUUUUUAUUUCAAUAAGAUAUUAGAUUUUUUUACUAGGCACAACAGAUAAUAAAACAUACAGCCUAUGUGUACAGCAAGGAGGUUAGUUUGUUUCAGAAGAGUUUGUUUUUUUUACUAAUUAGUAAAAAGUAUUUAACCUACACACUAGAAAUGAGUAUGGGUGGUGGUAUAGAAUAGAUAUCUUUAUUUUUUUACUGUAAUUUGUGACUCACCAAUAUUCAUUUCUAAAUAUUCCCUAUUUUUAAUAGGAUAACUAAAUGUAAGCGCUGCCGUACACCACUUGUAUAGAAAAUAGAACUUUGAAGUGUUGUUGCGCGACAAAAAAUUAAUUUUAGCAUUGCUAAGUAGCAAGAUCAUUUUUGAAAUAAUAAAUAUUGAAACUUAAGUCAGCAUCAAAGCAGAAGCCUAAAAAUUGUAGUUUUUUAGCUGGUAGACGUUUUUAUGAACUUUGAAAAUAAGAUUAAUUAUUGGAUUUUUUUUAAGAUUUGACUUCUUUUUAGAAAGUGAUCUAGAAUUUGUUUUGUGCUGACUAAAAUUUCAACCCAAGUUCUUUUAAUAAUUAUAGUUUAAAAGUUAUAAUUGGCAACCUCUGCGGAUACUAUAGAAGUACCUAACUAACUAUAGAAGUACAAAAGAAGUAAUUUACCAAGUACUGGGUAAGUUACAUUCCAUUUGCGUUUGUACUGGGCUGAUUGUCCAUUGUGUUAAACAUAACACCAUCAUUCGCGAUGUUAGCAAAGUGAUGGCCCAAGAACCAAAGUACAAUAGCACUGUACUUAGUUAGUAUUAUAACGUAUACCGGUAGGCGACUGGUUUUAGUAGUCUAGAAUAUACCGCAUUGUUAACAAUGUUGCCAAUUUUCGUUUUUAAAUUAUAGUUUUUUCUUCUAUCCGGUUCUAAGAUAAAUAAAUUGAUUGUAAGAACAUUCGCUGCAAAGUUGUUAGAUGUAAGUUAGUCUUCUUGAACAACAUUUUUCAACUUAUCGCUUUUUUAUAUCCCUUUCACUUACUAACAUUCCGAGCCAACAAAUACAUUUUAUAUAUUAUAAUGUAUUCUGUUUGAAUUUUUGUUGCGAAUAUAUAGGUUUUUUUAUUUGCUUGUAUUAUAAGUUUUUGAUAAGGUGAGUCAGUUUUGUAAUUUAAUUAAAAAUGUUAACAUUAUUACUUACAUCAUGCAUGAUGUGUGUGAACUAUUUGAAUUGUAAAAAAAACUUUAAUUGUUCUUGAAGACUAAAUUAGAUUGUAAAAUAUACAAUACUCUGUUA
Messenger RNA from Pectinophora gossypiella (pink bollworm), 2658 nucleotides. It is a transcript of the gene Max, whose product is annotated as protein max. The record is from RefSeq and is a predicted model, not a curated record. NCBI's taxonomy places the organism in Eukaryota, Metazoa, Arthropoda, Insecta, Lepidoptera, Gelechiidae. The transcript is spliced from 6 exons. Bases 173 to 727 code for a protein of 184 amino acids. Gene Ontology annotation, biological process: positive regulation of transcription by RNA polymerase II. Gene Ontology annotation, cellular component: RNA polymerase II transcription regulator complex. Gene Ontology annotation, molecular function: DNA-binding transcription factor activity; protein dimerization activity.